Molecule: messenger RNA, 459 nt
Organism: Cydia strobilella
Lineage: Eukaryota; Metazoa; Arthropoda; Insecta; Lepidoptera; Tortricidae
Exons: 3
Coding region: 1-459 (152 amino acids)
Source: RefSeq, a predicted model, not a curated record
AUGUUUCCAGAAGGCGCACCGCACGAGGCUGUUGGAACUGUCUCGCACGCGACGCAUCAGGGAAGCAGUAUUAUAUUAUACCGCCUCACGCCGCACGCCGGACGCCUCACGCCGCACGCCUCACGCCGCACGCCUCACGCCGCACGCCUCACGCCGCACGCCGCACGCCUCACGCCGCACGCCUCACGCCGCACGCCGCACGCCGCACGCCGCACGCCGCACGCCGCACCGAAGCACAUCGCGCCGUUGAAUAAAAAUAAUUCGAUCAUCACGACCACCGCUACCCGCUACCCGCUACCCGCUACCCGCUACCCGCUACCAUGGGCCACUUGUUGGUUGGAGAGACGAUGUACGCCGCCGCCCCCGUCCCGCCCCCGCCACGCCCCGCCCCCGCCACGCCCCGCCCCCGCCACGCCCCCGCCACGCCCCCGUGCACCUGGAAUCAGUUAUUGCCUAUGA